Molecule: messenger RNA, 880 nt
Organism: Hirundo rustica (Barn swallow)
Lineage: Eukaryota; Metazoa; Chordata; Aves; Passeriformes; Hirundinidae
Gene: JAGN1
Product: jagunal homolog 1
Exons: 3
Coding region: 77-628 (183 amino acids)
Biological process (GO): endoplasmic reticulum organization; granulocyte colony-stimulating factor signaling pathway; vesicle-mediated transport
Cellular component (GO): endoplasmic reticulum membrane
Source: RefSeq, a predicted model, not a curated record
CGGCAUCCGGAGCCGGCGGCCGCGGCCAUAGAGCAGCGGAAGCGCGGGCAGAGGGUCCCGCCCGCAGGACGGCACCAUGGCCUCCCGCGGGGGUCCCCGCGCUGCCGGAACCGAUGGCAGCGACUUCCAGCACCGGGAGCGAGUGGCCUCGCACUACCAGAUGAGCGUGACCCUCAAGUCGGAGAUCAAGAAGCUGAUCUACACGCAUGUGGUCCUCUGGCUGCUGCUCCUGGCCCAGAUGGUCGUGGGGCACCUCAAGCUGCUGCCCCACGACCAGGUGGCCAUGCCCUACCAGUGGGAGUAUCCCUACCUGCUCAGCAUCCUGCCCUCCCUCCUGGGUCUCCUGUCCUUCCCCCGCAACAACAUCAGCUACCUGGUACUUUCCAUGAUCAGCACCGGCCUCUUCUCCGUGGCUCCCCUCAUCUACGGGGCCAUGGAGAUGUUCCCCAUGGCACAGCAGUUGUACCGCCACGGCAAGGCUUACCGCUUCAUCUUCGGCUUCUCGGCCGUCUCUGUCAUGUACCUGGUGGUGGUGGUGGCCGCGCAGGUGCAUGGCUGGCAACUCUACUACAGCAAGAAGCUGCUGGACUCCUGGUUCACUAGCACGCAGGAGAAGAAGAAGAAAUGAGUGGGGGGAUAGGUGCGCUCCCUGAGGUGCUGAAGCUCUGCGGUUCAGUCCUGUGGGGCAGCGCUGGCGCAGCUCCGGUGGGUGGGGGAUCCUCGGGGACCACGGGGUGGAGUUGUCUGAGCCUCACCCCGGCCCCGGGCUCUCAUGCAAGGCGGGGGACCCCCUAGGGCUGGGGCCGUGGAGGGUCCCUGGGGUGGAUGCCCCUUCCUCCGCGUGUUGCUCUGUGGAAAUAAAGCACCGUCCGCUCUCCCA